Molecule: messenger RNA, 1923 nt
Organism: Calidris pugnax (ruff)
Lineage: Eukaryota; Metazoa; Chordata; Aves; Charadriiformes; Scolopacidae
Gene: PDCD1
Product: programmed cell death 1
Exons: 7
Coding region: 1-1317 (438 amino acids)
Biological process (GO): positive regulation of T cell apoptotic process; negative regulation of immune response
Cellular component (GO): membrane; external side of plasma membrane
Source: RefSeq, a predicted model, not a curated record
AUGGCCGCGGCCUCCCCAGGCCCUGCAGGCCGCCCCGGCGUUGGUUACCCCGGCAACCCCCGCUACUUCCGCCUCACGCCUCCGUCACGUCACGGCGCGCCUCCGUUACGUCACGGCGCGCCGCCGUACGUCACGGCGCCAGGCCGUGGUGGAAGGCUGGAGAAGGACGGCGUGCGUAUGACACAGCCCCCUCCUGAGAGGCUGACAUCCUGCUUCCUCCGCUCUUUUAUCUUGGUGCAGCGAUCUCCGCCAUCGCGUUUCCUACGUGCAGCGGGUGACGCUGCCGAGAAAGGUCCCCGGCCUUCGAAUGGAAACAGCGUGAAGGCGCAGCCGGUGCCGGGGCGGAGCGUGCUGCUGCUGGGGACACCCCUGCCGUGCACGCCGGAGAAUAAGCUGCCGCUGUGGGGAAGGAAGCACAGAGAGAAGGACGGCACGGCACGGCUGACCGAGCAGGGGACCGACCACCUCGCCAUGGCUUCAGGAGCCUCGAAGACGAUGUGGGGCAGUAUGGAGGUGGCCCUGACCGGCCUCUGUGCCGUCCUGCUCUGCUGUGGUCCCAUGCUGGCCAGCUGCCGCCGGGUGACCUUCUUCCCAGCCAUGUUAACUCUCCCUGCAGGUGGUUCAGCCACCUUCUUCUGCAACAUCUCCAUGGAGAAUGACUCUGGCUCAGAGUACAGCCUCAAUUGGUACAAGGAGAUCAACCACAGCCAACCCCAAAAAAUUGCUGAAAUCAGCCGGAACAAACCCCAGACAAUGACAGAAAAGUACCUGCUCACCAACCACACUCCUGCCUUCAAGAUCGAGAUCCUGAACCUUCACCAGAAUGACUCUGGAUCCUACUACUGUGGGCUGAUCACCUUUUUUCAACCUAAUAAAGUGAUGGAGAGCACCCGGUCCCACCUGGUUGUCACAGCAGCCCCUGAGAAGACAAAUGCCACUGAUGAGCCCGAGCUGGAGGAAGGCAAUUCCCCGGAUCACAUCAAGGCUGUGUUCCUGGGCAUCCUGCUGCUGGCUGGGGCAGUUGCAUUGCUGAUCUUUGGCUACCUCACCGUCACGUACAGGAGAGGAGAUGUGCAAAAACCACGAAGUGAAAAUGUGCCAGUGAAGGAAGAGAAGCCCCCUGUGGUGUCUGUGUCCACUGUGGACUAUGGUGUGCUGGAGUUUCAACGGGACCAGUGCACCCAGGUGCCCUCCGAGACCCGACCUGUUGAUCAGACUGAAUACGCCACUAUCAUCUUCCCAGAGGAGAAACCUGUCACACCGGAGCGGGGGAAGAAACACCAGGAUGAGAGGACUCGGCAGCUGCAGCCAUGCUGAGGGCUGGGGUCCCUCCUGGCUGGGGGGGUGCAGGCAGGGACAGGCUGCCCUGGUCUCUUGCUCCCACCACACUUUGCUGUUGGGAAAAACCCAGCGUACAAGGACUGGAGUGACAGAGGCACUGCUGCUGGAGUUGAUAUUGGACAGUCCUGGCCAUGGUGGGAUCAUGGCCAUGGGGUGGGUACCGUAAGAUGAGGAAGGUCCCUACUAGGCUUCAAGUGCUGCCUCUUCGCUCAGCGCAGGGAUGAUGGGCUGGGGCAGAGCAGCAACACCAACAAGUCUGUCCUAAAGGUGAUUUUACAUCAUAUCUUAGUUUUCUACCUCCACCCGGGGCUCUCUGGACUGGCCACGCUGCUUCCCUCACCCAGGUCUGACCCAACUAGCAAAGCACAACUGUGGGACAAAACUCCGGAGGCCAGAGCUGGAGUGGAUCCUGGGAGAUGCUGCUCGUGGGGCGCCAGGGCUGAGGGCUUCUUGCCCUGGGCAGAGACUACCUUGUGUACUGUUAUUUAAAGAAUGCCCUGGGAAGUGGGCGGCUGGUUUUCCUCCUGUCUCCAGGCACUUUCCUCCUCUGCAAGAGGGGAAGUCUACCCCCAUGUCCCUUCC